Messenger RNA from Blepharisma stoltei, 732 nucleotides. NCBI's taxonomy places the organism in Eukaryota, Ciliophora, Heterotrichea, Heterotrichida, Blepharismidae. The record is from the annotation of a GenBank genome assembly.
AUGAUCCAGUAUCCCAAAAAAAGAAUGCCUGGCUGCUUUGCAGCUAUGAGUUCAAGAGAAAAAUGAUUAUAUUCAUAUAUUUUUACACUUAUAAAAUUUCAUAUAUCCAUAUCAGGAUUUCCAAUGAAGUUGAGUUCUAUAACAAUUGAUUUUGAGCAAGCAUUGAUAUCUAGCAUAAAGGAGUCUUUUCCAAAUCAAAGAAUUAUUGGCUGCUUUUAUCACCUUAAUAAAAGCUUGAAAAGAAAAGCAAAAGCACUUGGGAUUUACAAAAAGAAAGAGGCAUCAGAACUGAGAAAUAAAACUGAUCAAAUUAUUAAAAGAAUAGAAAAACUAUGCUAUAAAAUAGAUGAUUUGGAGGUAGAGGUUGCAAAUAUUGAAAAAGAAUUCAUUGAAUCUGAAUCACUUAUGAAAUUCAUAAAUUACUUCAAGAAAACCUGAUUAAAAUAUUUUCGAGAUAACACUCUUAAUUAUAGCUCUAUAGAAGAGCGUAGAUAUAGAUCUAAUUCCAUGCUCGAAGGGAUUAAUGGAGAAAUUAAGAAGUUUUUCAAGGAUAAAGGUGUCAAUUUCAUGUGAAGUGAUUUCAUAUUAGCACUCCAAAAUCUAUAUAAGUACUUUUAUGAUGAUAUAAUUGCUUGCGGCAAUAAACCUGUUGUCUUUAGAUCAAAAGCAAAGAUACUAGAAGGCGAAUCUCAAAAAACAAAUUGAAAAUGACUCAGAAACUGAGUCAACUAG